This is a messenger RNA of Aureobasidium namibiae CBS 147.97, 1797 nucleotides long. RefSeq names its product MFS general substrate transporter. Bases 1 to 1797 code for a protein of 598 amino acids. The record is from RefSeq and is a predicted model, not a curated record. Gene Ontology annotation, molecular function: transmembrane transporter activity. The transcript is spliced from 2 exons. NCBI's taxonomy places the organism in Eukaryota, Fungi, Ascomycota, Dothideomycetes, Dothideales, Saccotheciaceae. Gene Ontology annotation, biological process: transmembrane transport.
AUGAGGCUUAGGAUCCCUAAUCUGGUCUCACAACCCAAUGAGGUGCCAAUCGUGGCAGAGGCUGCUACCGGUAGCGAUGUCGAGGUCUCCGGUGCUCAAGAAAUGAACGAGAAGAACGGUCCUCAGACCCAGGUCCACAGCAAGUUCGACGACGAAGCAGUCUCUCCUGAGGUACAACAUGGUGUCCAAGUCGCCCAAGCUAUUAACCAGGUUUGGUCUCGCGAACAUCUGAUCGCUGCAUAUAUCAUCAUCUGGAUCAUCAACUUCAUCCAAGGCUUCGGCAGUGGCAUUACAGGCACAUUGACACCCUACGUUACCAGUUCUUUCGAAGCACACUCCCUCACUGCCACGACAAGCAUCAUCUCAAGUCUGAUCAGUGGUCUCUGGAAGCUCCCUUACGCUAAGAUCCUCGAUGUCUGGGGCCGUCCCCAAGGUUUCGCCCUCAUGGUCGCUUCCACUGUCCUCGGGUUUGUCAUGAUGGCUGGAUGCAACAACGUCACAACCUACUGUGCUGCUCAAGUCUUCUACCAACUCGGCUACAGCGCCAUCGAUUUCACCAUCACCAUCUUCGUUGCCGACACCAGUAGUCUGCGCAACAGAGCCUGGUGGAUCGCAUACACUGCAUCUCCCUGGCUCAUCGUAACAUGGUGCUACGGCCCGGCCACAAACUCCGUCCUCAACACCAUCGGCUUCAGAUGGGGCUUCGGUAUCUGGGCCAUCGUGUACCCCAUCGUUUGCUUCCCUCUCUUCUGGCUGAUGUGGCACAAUAUGAAGAAGGCCGAAAAGCAAGGCUUGAUCCCCAAGUACGAAUCCGGACGCAACUGGAAGGAAUCAAUCUACUACUAUGCCGUCCAAUUCGAUGUUGUCGGUAUCUUGCUUAUCGCUACUGGACUUUCGCUGUUCUUGCUGAGCUUCAGCUUGUACUCUUACCAAGCUGAGCAGUGGAAGUCGCCCAUGAUUAUUUGCUUCUUGGUCUUUGGCAUCAUCCUCAUGUUCACCUUUUCCUUCUGGGAGGCCAAAGUCGCACCAGUGACUUUUAUCCCUUGGCACUUGAUGCGCGACCGCACCGUCAUUUUCACCUUUGCCAUGGUGGCUGCGAUUUACUCUGGCUACAGCGUUUGGUACGAUUACUUUUACUCAAUGCUGAUUGUCGUCUUCAAUACCUCUGUCCGCGACGCGACUUAUAUCCUCAACAUCUACACUAUUGGUGCUACCUUUUGGUGUCUGGUCGUUGGCGUGGUGAUUCGCUAUAAUGGCCGUCUCAAGUGGAUUGCACUGUACUUUGGCGUGCCCGUCAACAUUCUAGGCGUAGGACUACUCAUCUACUUCAGGCAUCCCUAUACCAACAUCGGGUUCAUCGUCAUGUGUCAGAUUUUUAUUGCUUUCGGCGGUGGCACCCUGGUCAUCUGCGAGCAAAUGACCGUCAUGGCCGUCUCCACUCAACAGAACAUCCCCGCUAUCCUCGCCUUCGAAUUCAUGAUUGCCAACAUCGGCUCCUCGAUCGGUUCUGCAAUCGCCGCAGCAAUGUGGACAGGCCUGUUCCCCGGCAACCUCGCCAAAUACCUUCCUGCCUCCGCUUUAUCUGACCUCCAAACCAUCUAUGGAGAUUUGACUGUGCAGAGUUCAUAUGCGAUUGGCUCGCCGGAACGCGAUGGUAUUAACAAGGCGUAUGGGGAGACGCAGAAGUUGAUGUGUGUGGCUGCUACUUGUUUGUAUGCUACUAUCAUUGUGUGGGUUAGUUUGUGGAGAGAGAUUAACGUCAAGGGGAUGAAGCAGACUAAGGGGUUGACUAUGUAG